AUGCGGUCACCAUCCGUCGAAGGAGUACCAUCGCCCCUCCAAAUUGGCUCCCCGAACAGUAGGAGGACCUCCGAUAUCACAGUCCCUUCUGCUUUGCGCGUUGGCUCUCCAACAACUGGCGAUACCCCGCCCAUCCACGCUCGGCCAUCGCUGCGUCGCAAGAACACGUCUGGCGCCUCCGACAGGCUCUCGCAACUCUUUCCGUCCCGACCGUCCUCAGUCGCCUCAAUCGCAUCUCCUAGCAGCACCCCUGCAUCAAGACGUCAGUCGUUUCCUUCGCCUCUGCUACCGGCCGCAGAACCCUCGUAUCGCAUACCCCGCGCUCCAGCGCCGCCCUCUUUUGCCCAAGAAACAUCAUACAACCCUGUCGCAAGCGUGUUUACUCAAGAUCGCGCAUCACCGUCGUUGGGCAAGAGCAACAGUAGGACCAAACGGGUCCUCGACCGAAUCGCAUCGUUGCACAGGGGAGCCUCUCAUGGGGGACGUUACAACCGACUGGAUGAUGAAGAAUCACAACCCGGCAGAAGAUGGCUUGUGGGAGUCGACGAGGGGGACGAGGCAGUCGGAUACGAUCUGAGCUCGCUAGGCGGUCUGCCGCUGAAAACAUUCGAGGCACAAUCGCGGACACAGGACAUACACGAAGGGCAAGAGCGUGACAGAGACAUGGAUGAAGCUAGUCACGCCGCAGAAUUUGAGCGUCUCGAGGCGCAACUCGGAUCUGGCAUGACUUCUGUACUCCAUGUUCCGUUUGAGCACACGCCAGCUGGACCAGUACCAGGCUUCUUUCCAGGCCACCGACGCAUUCUGACAAGAGCGGAUGUAGUAGACGAGCAGGCUAGAAAAGCGCAAGACGAGGCUGAAAAUACCGGCAAAGUUGUUGCUGUUGCAGCAGAUGUUCCAGUCGAUAUCAGCGAAUUCACAGGAGUUGCUCGCGACUUCGACUCUAUGAGAACUUUGACGGCUGAGGCUGGUCUCAUUUCCAGUGGUGCACAGACUAGCUACUUUUUUCCUGAAGGCAAGUUUCCCAUACAUUGUAUGUGUCUAGAGAUAGCAUCUAACACGCAUGCAGAUCCCCAGAUGCCUGCAUGGCGGCCCCUUACUAUGAGCUCGUGGUGGAUUCUUAUGCUCAUUAUUCUUGCACUUGCACUCGCUGGUGUACAGGAAUAUCUCUGCCAGAUUUCCUUACGCGAUGUCAGAGAUCAUCCAAAAAAUGGUGGGUUGUGGAAGUUCAAGAAGGUUAACAGCUUGUCUGUCGCGGAAUACUUCACCUGGCAAUACGCGCCCAUCAUGAUUUCGGUCUUCUAUGGCGUUCUCUGGCAAAUGUCGGAUUUCGAGGUCAAACGUCUGGAGCCAUUUUACCAGUUAUCCAAGAAGACAGGCGCGACAGCAGGGGAAUCGCUGAAUAUGGACUACUUGACGUUCUUGAGCUUCCUAGUACCAUUGAGAGCACUUCGUCACAGACAAUACGCUGUCAUUUACAGCUCGUUGGGCACAUUGGUCGCUAGCAGUCUUGUACCUGUCUUGCAGAGUGCUUCUAUGACUAUGUGGCCAGACGAGAAGGACCGUAAUCUUGGCGACUGGAAGGCUGUGAGAGUCGAACCGGCCUGGUCUAGAGCGCUUUCAGCGUGCCUUUUGAUUGUCGCAGCUUGUGGCGGGGCGCUGAUGUACGCGAUGCAAAGAAAGAGCGGCUUGCAGUCGGACCCCAAGGGCAUCGCAGGCAUCGCGGCCAUGGCUACGAAAAGCCACAUUCUUACGGAUUUCAAAGGGCUCGAUCAGGCUUCCUUGCCACAGAUACAUAAGCAGCUUCGCCAAAGAAGAUAUAUCCUGCACAAAAGCUCACUCUGGCAAGGAGAAUACAUAAAGAGCAAGGAAAAGAUACACGAGCAAGGCUCUGAUCCCAGGCCGCUCAUGCUUCGUAUGUGGGCGGGCGUACCCUUCAUUGGCUUUCUCUUCUUGUUCACCAUUGCGGUUCCACUCCUCACAUUCGUGGAGGAGACGGGCAUCAUCACACAAACGCUGCCCUGGAUGAUGACAGGAAUAGCGACUAUCAUACGCAUACUCUGGAACACCAUGAACAGCGAUGUUCGCAUGCUACAACCUUUCUACCUCCUUUCACUUCGCCACGCCCCCGCCAAGACUCUGACUCUCGAUUAUGCUGGCACGAAUCCUCUCUGGCUGCCCUUCGAAGCCUUCUUCAAUGGACAUUACCUUGUCAUGCUCGUCGCUUUUGGGUCCAUCCUUGCCGAGAUACUAACCGUCUGCGUGAGUUCGCUCAGCGUCGACGGUAAAAAAUUCAUACCCGGUUUCGGCGGUGAGAAUGAGGACAGUAACCAUGACGGCGAGGAUAGCGAUCCAUCUGAUCGAUGGAACUCAGACCAAACGUUUCGCAGCUUCUGGUGGAGCUUCAUUCUCACCAUGUUCAUCCUGAUCUAUCUUAUCGGCAUCGCUCUCCUUACCUAUGCGAAGCGCAGUCAGAAGUUCAUGCCCCGCGAGAUUGGCACCAUGGCCUCUGUCCUCGCCUUCAUCCACCAGUCCAAGAUGCUCUUCAGCUUCAUCGACACGGAAAAGCUCAACUCAAGGGAGAUGACGAAGCACCUCGAGAAGAGUGGGAAGACGUACGCGUUGGGCUGGUUCCAGGGUAGAGACGGCGAAGAUCACUUGGGCAUCGACGAAGAAGAGAUCAGCAGCGCGUACGUCUUUGGCAAGGAUUGGACUGAGGGGCGGUUGAGACCAGGUAGAGAUCUGACGUGGGAGGUUUAUUAG
Molecule: messenger RNA, 2763 nt
Organism: Alternaria conjuncta
Lineage: Eukaryota; Fungi; Ascomycota; Dothideomycetes; Pleosporales; Pleosporaceae
Exons: 1
Coding region: 1-2763 (920 amino acids)
Source: RefSeq, a predicted model, not a curated record